Messenger RNA from Mytilus californianus (California mussel), 853 nucleotides. RefSeq names its product vesicle transport through interaction with t-SNAREs homolog 1B-like. The coding region runs from base 15 to 680 and encodes 221 amino acids. Gene Ontology annotation, molecular function: SNAP receptor activity; SNARE binding. NCBI's taxonomy places the organism in Eukaryota, Metazoa, Mollusca, Bivalvia, Mytilida, Mytilidae. Gene Ontology annotation, cellular component: late endosome membrane; endoplasmic reticulum membrane; SNARE complex. The record is from RefSeq and is a predicted model, not a curated record. Gene Ontology annotation, biological process: intracellular protein transport; Golgi to vacuole transport; intra-Golgi vesicle-mediated transport. The transcript has 7 exons.
ACUGUCAUGUCAAAAUGUCGUCCGAAAAGUUUGAGUCACUUGAGGAUGAUUUGUCAAGUGUUUUGGAUAGUUUGAGAGACAGAGUCGAAGGGAAAAUCCCAAAUUUUGAAGGAGAGGAGAAAAAGACAGCCAUUCGCCAUGCAGAGAGAAAUAUUGAAGAAGCAAACUUCAUUCUACAGGAAAUGGAAGGUGAAGCAAAGAUGGCCCCUAUUUCUUACAGAUCUCAACAAAUAUCCAGAAUACGAAACUACAGACGAGACUUAGAUAAUAUAACCAAAAAUGUGAAGAAGAGUAAAGGAGCUACAGGAAGAGGAUCUGAUAAUUUUGGUUUUGACAGAGAUGAGCAAAUGGCAGCUUCUCAGAGAAACAAACUUUAUCAGGGAACUCAGUCUUUGAAUCGAGCCACAGAUAGUAUUGCAAGGACACAUCAGAUAGCAGCAGAAACUGAUGAAAUAGGUGUGGAAAUUAUUGACGAGUUAGGAAGACAGAGAGAAACGUUAGGAAGAACACGGGAUAGGCUGGUUGAUACAGACUCAAAUUUAUCUAAAAGUAGAAAAAUUUUGAAAACCAUGGCAACGAGAGUGAUGACCAACAAAAUGAUUUUAAUUGUGAUAAUCCUGCUAGAAGUUUGUGGACUAGGUGGAGUUAUAUAUUGGAAAUUCUUUACUAAACAUUCAUGAUCACAGAACCAUAACAACUAGGCUGGUGUUUAGGACAAACCUCCCAAUGGUCAUUCCGUGGACUAAUAUUGUAUGAAAUUCUGGAUAUAAAAUCAGAUAAAACAUAGAAGGUCCAAAUUUUACUUUUUAAUUGGGAAAUUUUAAUAUUAUACUGUGAUAUUGUUAAAACAGAU